AUGCCACUUCAAACAGACCAAAUACAAACGAAACAACUGGAAACAGACUUCGAUGCCAUCGGUAUACAAGAGCUUCGGUUUUCUUUGAUCGGAAAUUCGGAAUUGAAGCUUCAACUUCGCCAAAGCCUUCAGUUCCUCCGAUGGCUCCAAGACCAGCUUCAGACCUCAGCCAGUAGAUUUUGUGGAUGUGCUGAAAUCAGAGAAAAUGACAUUGUGGGUAUGCAUGACUUGGUGGUAGUAUUAUGGCUUGUUUCGCUGGUCGAGGGUAAAAGUGACGUCAAUGGAAACGUCCAUGCAUUGGGAGAUUGUGUUGGCAUUUUGGCAAGGGUGGUGGACUUCACGCUUGGAUCAGGAAGCGGCGCUUUCGAUAAAUAUCUUACAUCUCUGGAGUCUCUGCUGGCAAGGGCUUUGAAGGACUGUAUUACUUAUCUGCUCAACAUUAUGCUCUCAUUUCAGAAUUAUCUGGGUCAACUUACCAAGUAUGUGAGCGCGGCUCAGCUUUGGAGCUUUCUUUCUAGGCUAGUGGGUCGUCUAGAACGGUACGGUAAUUCGGGCUGUGAGUCUUGUAUGAUCGCAUCAUUAAAGCUAGUCCCGCUUCUUCUCGAACAGAACAAUGCCGUUUCUGAAAUUCUGGAGCCCGAUCUCGUGGAGACGAUGCUAUUUUCUGUUUUUAAUCGCCUCAAGAUCAAGCUUGAACAUUCGUGCUCGGAAAAGUUCUCAGCGUUGUUUCAAACAUGCCAGGCUGCAUCUCCGGAGGUAAAUCUAUUGGGUUCAUCCACUAAGUUUAUGCUUGGAGGCAAUUUGGAUCUUAAUUCUAUUACAGCUCUUUUAGUAGCUGCCGCUCAGAUUCUGAACUUUUUGGAGAAUAGCCUCGACCACGGGAUCAACCUGUUAUCUAGAGCCUACAAUUACAAGUCUCUGUUGUUUUUUGACAGUCUUCUUGCCCUAUACGGUCCUACUAAUACUGAACUUCUCAAUAUUGCUCUACUAAACGUUAGCCGCAUCUAUCUGAGCUGCCUCGCCAAGGAAAAGCUCAGUGAUGAACUGACCAUCACACAAAACUUCGAGUACUUGUUUCCUCGCAUCAACUGGAUUCUCAAGAAUAACGCAAGCUCUCAUGUUCAUCUUCCAAAGUAUGUUCGUCGUCCAAUCUCAGUACUCUCGGACCUUUGCCUUAGCUAUCCUGAGGCAUGUUUGCGCAUAAAAAAUUCGAAUACCGAUAUUAGGGUCUUGACCGAUUUGAAGAAGCUGUUUUCAUCACUGAAAGGCUUCAAGUAUCUCCACAAUCUUAAAAUCCAGUCCGACCAUGAGAAAAAGAUUGUGGACUUUGUAGGUGCCCAAAAACUAAUUUCGGCUGCAUAUCAGGUCGCAGAAGAUACUCAAAUGGAAGACAUUUCAAGUUGCAUUCUUUUGCUAAGCGUCUACACCAGCUCAAAUGAAGAGUGCCGGCGUCGCGUGACAGAUUUUGGUGCAAAGGUAGCUGGCUCUUCCGCACCAAACUUCUUGUGUCUCUUGGUCUGCGAGGUCGUUGAAAAUUUUGAAUUCCUCACUCUGCAACUAUUCUUAAAUGUCGCUUUCUUCAGAGAACUCCAAUCAAUGCCUGAUAACGAAAAUUCGCUGCAGAAGUGGAAUUGGUUUAGUCAAAACUUGAGCUGUUUGAUGUAUUUGAUCCAACAUCCUAUCUACACCAACACAUUUUAUCUCUUGAGGACAUUGUCUAGAUCAGUCUCUACCGUGAAGACCUUCUUUGUGGACUGCAAUUCUAUCAAGAGUACUUAUGAGUUCUUCUCGACACCUACCCCUCUUAACCUCAGCGAAAAGCCAAAUGCAUCAUUUUACAACACCAUUGCUCAAAAAUAUGACGCUAGCUCUCGUUUAGAUAGCUGUGAGACAUUUCUCUCGUGUCUCAUGUCGUUCAUAUCCCACCAUAAAUCACUCGGAUACGCACUCUCGUUAUUCUCAAUGGCUGAUGGUGGUAGUGACGCUCUGUGGGACAGAAUUCGCAAAGAACUCUAUAAUCUUACGACAGGGAUUUUUGGCUGCCUCGCUAAUCUCUGCUUGGACUUCGGUCCUUACAGAAAGGCUAUAUUAGAGAGCGAAAAAUUUCUCAAAGACUUGUCCAGAUUGUUUAAUAGGUCGCUCCGUGAUAAUAGUGUUCAUACUAUGGCUGGAACACAGAGCCUCGCUGAAUCUUCUUUGCAGGAGAUUUCGUACGAGCGAAUCCAGGCACAGAUCGGUGUCUUUCAAAUCAUUCACAAUCUAUUGUACAACGAAACGGAGACGAAUCGUAAACUAGUUUGGGAACACAUACCUCUCUCAAUUGUCUUUGAGAAGUCCUUGUAUGGUAUCUCUGUUCCAAGAAAUCAGGAUCUUGAGCUUCACAAGUUACUUCUUAAGCUCAAACUUAUCUCAUUUGGGAUUAUGCGCAAUCUGACAUUAAAUUCUACUGAGUUCAGUAAUUCUAUUAGUUAUCAUUACAAACAAUAUGUUUUGUUGCAAGACAAUGCUCACCUACACAUCCCAGCUAAUUGGGGAGAAUACUUACUUGAGAGUCUUUUGGCAUUCGAUUUGUACCUCGAUAUUAAUUGGAGCUACAACAUUGAAAUGGCACUCACUAGAGAUGACAGUUUUUACCUUCAGUUGUUGAAUGUUCCCGAGUAUAACGACUUAUUUGUCGCAAUCACAUAUCUCGAGGAUAAUCGACACAUCAACAUCACGGAUUUUAAGGCAUCGGACUUCCCAAGUAAUGAGCUUCUCAGUUUUUGGAAAAGAAUCCUUCAAGUACGAAUGCUGCCAGAGUUCGAAUCAGCAGUCGAUGCUGGUGAGAAGUGCAAUUUUUCGGUGAAACUCGUAGACGCUAAGCUUGCGAUAGUUUGGAAUCUCAUAAAUCUUCUGUUUGAGGAGGGAAACCGAAGAAUGCACCGGUGGCCUGCGACUGAUGGUAGGGGAGGUUCGAACAGUGACCCUCAAACAACACAUGACAGUGAAGCUGCAGAAAUGACUCCUAGAGAUAAGGCGCAACGGCUCUUAGAGUUUGGUUUUAGAGAAUUGCUAGCGGAUCUCAUCUAUCAGAUGUCAAUCCCAUACAAAAAGUAUCUCAACACGGGCAAAUUUGGGCUGCUCCGUCGUUUCGACAACAUCAAUUCGAACGAUCUCUUGGACAAGCUAAAAACAGCAUAUAGGCAAAUCAUGGCAUGUGGUAACGGGAUCCUGCUUGAGCAAGUGAAUAUGGAUUUCAAUGGCUCUCAUCUGUCGGAAACGUUAGACGACGAACCGUCAUUAGACGCUAUUGUUGAAGGAGCCAGUGCGUCUGGUAGUACCGCAUGCGAGCAGCCAUUUGAAGAUACACGUAGCGCAGAUUAUGAGGACGAAAGCGAUGAAGAUAUUGCAGAGCCUUGGAUAAGCUAA
This is a messenger RNA of Australozyma saopauloensis, 3408 nucleotides long. RefSeq lists its product as uncharacterized. Bases 1 to 3408 code for a protein of 1135 amino acids. NCBI's taxonomy places the organism in Eukaryota, Fungi, Ascomycota, Pichiomycetes, Serinales, Metschnikowiaceae. The record is from RefSeq and is a predicted model, not a curated record. The transcript has a single exon.